Molecule: messenger RNA, 1801 nt
Organism: Budorcas taxicolor (takin)
Lineage: Eukaryota; Metazoa; Chordata; Mammalia; Artiodactyla; Bovidae
Gene: RFNG
Product: RFNG O-fucosylpeptide 3-beta-N-acetylglucosaminyltransferase
Exons: 8
Coding region: 1-1011 (336 amino acids)
Biological process (GO): regulation of Notch signaling pathway; pattern specification process
Cellular component (GO): Golgi membrane
Molecular function (GO): O-fucosylpeptide 3-beta-N-acetylglucosaminyltransferase activity
Source: RefSeq, a predicted model, not a curated record
AUGAGCCGCGCGCGGGGGGCGCUUUGCCGGGCCUGCCUCGCGCUGGCCGCGGCCCUGGGUGCGCUGCUGCUUUUGCCGUUGCCCCGCGCGCCUGCGCCCGCGCCAGCCCCGACCCGGGCCCUGGCCCCCGGCUCCGGCCCGCGCGCGCCCCCUGCCCGGCCCGCCACCGCCCCCCGCCUGCGGCCCGAAGACAUCUUCAUCGCAGUCAAGACCACCCGAAAAAACCACGGGCCGCGCUUGGGGCUACUGCUGCGCACUUGGAUCUCCCGGGCCCGACGGCAGACGUUUAUCUUUACCGACGGGGACGACCCUGAACUGCAGCUCCAGGGAGGUGGCCACGUCAUCAACACCAACUGCUCUGCCGUGCACACCCGCCAGGCUCUGUGCUGCAAGAUGUCAGUGGAAUACGACAAGUUUAUUGAGUCCGGACGCAAGUGGUUCUGCCACGUGGAUGAUGACAACUAUGUGAACCCCAAAGGCCUGCUGCAGCUGCUGUCCACCUUCUCACCCAGCCAGGACAUCUACCUGGGGCGGCCCAGCCUGGACCACCCCAUCGAGGCUACCGAGAGGAUCCAGGGAGGUGGAACCGUGACCACGGUCAAGUUCUGGUUCGCUACCGGUGGGGCCGGGUUCUGCCUAAGUAGAGGCCUUGCUCUCAAGAUGAGCCCAUGGGCCAGCCUGGGCGGCUUCAUGAGCACAGCCGAGCGGGUACGGCUGCCAGACGACUGCACAGUGGGCUACAUUGUGGAGGGGCUGCUGGGCGCUCGCCUGCUGCACAGCUCGCUAUUCCACUCCCACCUGGAGAACCUACAGAAGCUGUCACCGGACACCCUGCUCCAGCAGGUCACCUUGAGCUACGGGGGACCCGAGAACCCACAUAACGUGGUGAACGUGGCUGGGAGCUUCAGCCUGCAGCAGGAUCCCACGCGGUUUAAGUCCAUCCACUGCCUUCUCUACCCGGACACGGACUGGUGUCCUGUGCAGAAGCAGAGCGACCUCGCCCCUCGGUGAUCCCGGACCCGAAAGCCUGGUUCUGCCCCAGGUGCAAGUGGGCGAACAGUGCUGGAACAGUGCUGCCCCCUCCUGGGCUCAGUUGGCUACUCCAGGCGGCGACGGCCGGGCCCUCAUCCAGGGAGAUAUGGGCGCCCAGCAGGCCUCCCCACAGCCCCGGGCGGGCCCGGGUGACCUGGCGCUGUGGGAGAGGAGGACAGUGCUGGGGGUCUGGGAGGGGGCUGGCAUCCGCCUCCCAGGGCUCCAGCCUGUUCCCCUCACCUGCGGGAGACAGGAUUCUAGGCCAGGGUGGUGUGCAAGAUGCUGCCCCCUAGAGGUGACUGCCGGACGCCUUACUUGCUGUUCUCUUGGGAUGCCACCCUUCCCACUGGAGCCCAGCCAGGGCCUCUGCCUCCACGGGGAACUGCACGCAAGGCUGCAGACCCUCUGGACAGCUGUGCUCUUGGGUGCAGCUUACUCCUAGCCAGGUUGUCUCCAUUCAGAGGCCACCUUCUCUUGGCCGAGAGGUCCUUCCUGAGGGAUCUGGAAGACACUUUUCCUCCACUCUGACUCAUUGCUCAGUACUUUCCAUCCUUCCCCCGUCCCAGGGGCCGCAAGUCCAUGAAACGGCAGGAGCCUUUUGUUUGGGGCCCCCUCUGCAGUGAGACAUCCCCAUCCCACCAGCUGACCCACACUGACCUUGACAGUGCCUUUCCACAGGAGGAGGGAACAGAACAAGGGGAACCAGCAUCUGCCUUCUGGUCUCUCGCGCUGCUAUUGCAACAAGUGAAUAAAGGCUGGAUUGUUACUC